AAAAAAAAAAAUUGAAAAAUAAAAAAAAAGGGUCCCCUCCAAAGUCCAAAGCAAUGGGUAAGGUAGCAAUUGCAGAAAUGAAGAGGAAGAAGAAGAAGGGGCGACCGCCCAAGGCCCAAAUUCCCCUAAUUGCCCCUCGCAAUCCCAUCAUUCUCGACUCUCCCCCAAUCACCUACAGCCGAUCCCACCGCCGGAACCCUAAAUUCUACAAUAUUUCGCUGCGAGAUCGCGGCGCCGACGCCGAAGACGACGACGACGACGAGCGCAAGGAGAAGAAGGUCAAGCUCGUCGUCCGCCUCCCCCAAUCCGACGAGAAGGAGACCCCCAAAAUCAAUCAGAAUCAGGAGAAGGAUUCCGCGAAUUCGGCGUCGGAGCUGGAACCCGAGCCGGCCUCCGAAUCCGAACCGGAUUCUCGCGACGCGAAGAAGCGGAAGAUCAAUGACGUCGAUCACGGAUCUGAAGGCGCGGUUUCAACUCAGGAGAAAAAAGAUGUGAAAGCGACAGACACUCAGCAACAUGGGUCUCCAUUGGAGUCUGGUCCCACUCAGCCUUUGCCAGACAAAAAGUUGUUGGUGUUCAUUCUUGACAGGCUUCAAAAGAAGGAUACUUAUGGGGUAUUUUCUGAGCCUGUGGAUAUCAAUGAGCUGCCUGAUUACUUCGAGUAUAUUGACCAACCGAUGGAUUUUGGGACAGUCAGGAAGAAACUUAAUCGUGGGGCUUAUAAGAAAUUGGAAGAACUCGAGGCUGAUGUGUUUUUGAUAUGCUCGAAUGCUAUGCUGUAUAAUGCUCCAGAUACGGUCUACUAUCGACAGGCACGAUCGAUACAAGAAAUUGCAAAGCGAGAUUUUGAGAAUCUGAGACAUGAAGGCGACAAUGGUCAACCACAGCCUAAGGUUGUUCGUAGAGGCAGGCCCCCGGGUAACAAGAACCAGAAGAAAUCUCUCGAAACAUCCCCACUGGAUCGUGUUGGAGCUGACCCGUCAUCAGGUGCAGCUCUUAAUAACGUGGUAGACAAGGCAACGGGAUCUAACUCUUACAAUCUGAGAAAGGGACCUGCAUUGUAUAGAUACCGGCCCAAUGACCCAUACGUGUCAUCAUACCGGCCAAGAAAUGGCGAACACUACCCUGAGUUUUCGGGAGACUGGAAUAACGAAUUUCCAGCAUCCAUUUUAAGGGCUGACAUGAAAUAUGGCAAGAAACAGUUUACCAUUGAUGAGAAUAGGCGUGAUACAUAUAGGGAAUUCCAUCCCCUGUCUCCGACUAACAAUCCAUCUGCUUUUGCUAACUCCGGGGGAGAUAUGAAGCAACUCAUGAUGGUGGGCCUGCAGGAGUCCUUUGCAUACGCUAGAAGCCUGGCCAGAUUCGCUGCAAAUCUUGGCCCUGUUGCUUGGAAAGUUGCAUCGAAGAAGAUAGAGUAUGUCUUGCCUCCCGGGACAGAAUACGGUCCUGGUUGGGUAGCUGAAAACGGAGCCACUGCAUCACAGCCACCGCCUUUCCCAAGCACCCCCGCUCCUGACUUCAGAGCUACUGACCUAAGCCCUUCCGUUCCACACGGCCUUUCUGAAGAGAUGGUCGAGGCCGUCAGGAGGCUCAACAGCCAGAACGAACAAGGCUUACAAAGCAACACCUCUCCAUGGAAAACACCAUUUCCACCGGUCCAGCAGAACCAUAUGUAUCAUCAGACUCAUAUUCAGAGAAAUGGGUUCAGUGGAAUGCCCGGAUAUGAUGCACAGACGUCGAGGCUGUCCGUGCCGGCAAUGGAAGGGUUUCAAUUCCCUUCUCAGGUCAUAAACCCCAUGCUGCAGGAGAUGCCGGCCGAAGGCGAAAUGUGGACGUUUGGCAGGUCGUCUUGGCCGGCCGUGCCAGCUCAGCACGGUCGGAGCCUUGCAGGUCCGCCCGACCUCAACAUGAGGGUCCUGGCCGGCUCGCCGAGUUCCAGCUUGCAGAUAGGCUCACCUCAGCAGCAGCCAGAUUUAGCAUUGCAGCUCUAAACACUAAAUUCGUUUGCCAUUUUUUGGAAGGAAUGAAGCUAAUUUUAUGACUAUUGGAAUAGGAGACAGUUUGUAAAUGUUUUUGUAUUUCCUAAUUGAAACUACAGGGUUAUAAAGGUCUGAUGAUAGAGCA
Molecule: messenger RNA, 2124 nt
Organism: Salvia hispanica
Lineage: Eukaryota; Viridiplantae; Streptophyta; Magnoliopsida; Lamiales; Lamiaceae
Molecular function (GO): protein binding
Source: RefSeq, a predicted model, not a curated record